Messenger RNA from Arabidopsis lyrata subsp. lyrata, 1873 nucleotides. RefSeq lists its product as uncharacterized. The record is from RefSeq and is a predicted model, not a curated record. Gene Ontology annotation, biological process: negative gravitropism; response to red or far red light. Bases 423 to 1685 code for a protein of 420 amino acids. The transcript is spliced from 2 exons. NCBI's taxonomy places the organism in Eukaryota, Viridiplantae, Streptophyta, Magnoliopsida, Brassicales, Brassicaceae.
AGUGAGGAGAUUCCUGAGUUUUUUUUUUUUUUUUCCUCUUGGAUUCUCAGAAUUUAUUCAAAAAUACAAUUUAAAAUUUACAUUUUUUUGAAAACUGGUGAAGAUCAAAGUUUUCGAUUCUCGGAAAUAAAAGAAGUAAAAAACCAAAAAAGAGAAGUAAACGCCAAUUAUAGUCGAUUUAUUGUUUAGGAAUCCGAGAAUCAUCUCACCAUUAACGAGGCUAUUUAUUUUGUCUUGUUAAUUAGGAGCAAGAUCUUAAAAAGAAGAAUAUCAACGAACCUCAUUCCAAUGUUAAGCAACAAGCAUUUUUCUGUGAGUGAGAGAACUACAAAGGCUCGAACUUUGGCACUUCCUCGUGCUUAGCUUUUGCUUUGGCUGCUACUAGUGUACAAAAACAACAAACAGGGUUUUUUCUUCAAUCAAUGGAGAAUGCCGUUGCUAAAACAUCGAGUCCAUCUUCGAAUAUAUCAGAAAUCAUCUCCAAAUUCGCUAAAGUCUGCAAAUUUAGAUCCAUUGGUGUGUUCCCUGACCAAAAGUCGAAUUCCAACGACCUUUGUGAAGUAGAAAUCUUGGUGGAUGAUAAAGCUAAGGAAACUGAAGUUUGUGAUUUUAAUCACAAACCCUUUACAAAGAUUCAAACUUUUUGUUGGGAUGAUGAUGAGAUAUGGAAGCUUUUCGACAUGGUUUCAGCGCUUAAGCUUGCUUAUGUUGAGUUUCAACAAGCUCAUUUGCCUUAUGAUCCAGAUAAGAUCAUUGAAGCGGACAACCUCGUCGUGUCUCAGCUGGAGGCUUUACGCAGAAUCAAGCGUCUCUACCUCAAAACGAAACAGCUCAACGCGAAGAAGACCGAGUUUGCUGCUUCUUGUUUGAAUGGAUUGAGAGAUGAGAUUGAAGUGAAUGAGAAGGAACUGGAGAAACUUAAGGCACAAGUGAGAGCAAAGGAGAGUGAGAUACACUCUUUGAAGGAAAGAUUAGAUUGUUUGGUUGCAGAGAAUAGGAAACAUGAAGAGAGGAUUGUGAGUGUUUCUUCGUUUCAAUUCGCUUUUCGAGCUGCUUCUAAGGCGGUUCACGACUUUUCGAAGCCAUUGAUCACUCUGAUGAAAGCUACAGAUUGGAAUUUGGACAAGGCAGUGGAAUCUAUAGUUGGAAAUGUAACAUUUGCUAAGACCUCAGAUAAGAAGUAUGCUUUUGAGUCAUACAUUGUUCGGAGAAUGUUUCACGGCAUUAAGCUUAAUCCAUGUGAUGUGACCGAACUAAUGAGCUUCGAUGAUCCAUUGGACGCGUUAACAGCGUUUCCAAAUUCCGCGUUUUCAAGAUUCUGCGGUCAGAAGUAUCUUUUAGUUGUUCAUCCAUCGAUGGAGGCUUCAUUCUUUGGGAAUAUGGAUAUGAGGGGACUAGUUUUACUCGGUAAGCAUCCAAGAACGAUGUUUUAUCACAUCUUUGCAAAAAUGGCAAAGUGGGUAUGGAUUCUUGGAUCGUUUGCAGCUUCUUUAGAUCUUAAAGCAAAGAUCUUUGUGGUCAGAAGAGGAACAAGAUUCUCAGGUGUCUACAUGGAAUCUGUAGUGGGUGAUGAAAAAGAAGAAGGACAAGGCGAUUUAAGCGUUGAGUUCAUCACAAUGCCGGGGUUUAAAAUCGGAGAUUCAGUGUUUAAAUCUCAGGUUUAUCUUUCUAAAACAAAAGAGUAAACAAACCACUCUGCAGAUUCGAUUAUUUCAAUAGUUUCAGGUAAAAAGCUCUGUUUUAUUGAAAGUUUUGUAGGUAAGUAAAAUAAUUCUUUGUCCAAAGAUCAUUUGGUUUGUAUCUUUGUUCACAUUCAAGUUUUGGUCUAUAGUUAACAAAUCCAAGUUUCUUCGUUAUGUGAAACUUAAAAAUA